This is a messenger RNA of Gracilinanus agilis (Agile Gracile Mouse Opossum), 1863 nucleotides long. RefSeq names its product IL2 inducible T cell kinase (gene ITK). Gene Ontology annotation, molecular function: non-membrane spanning protein tyrosine kinase activity; ATP binding; protein binding. Bases 1 to 1863 code for a protein of 620 amino acids. Gene Ontology annotation, biological process: intracellular signal transduction; B cell receptor signaling pathway; T cell receptor signaling pathway. NCBI's taxonomy places the organism in Eukaryota, Metazoa, Chordata, Mammalia, Didelphimorphia, Didelphidae. The transcript has 17 exons. The record is from RefSeq and is a predicted model, not a curated record.
AUGAAUAACUGUAUCCUGCUGGAAGAACAACUGAUCAAAAAAUCCCAACAAAAGAGAAGGACUUCUCCUUCUAACUUCAAAGUGCGCUUCUUUGUCUUAACCAAAGCUAACUUGGCAUAUUUUGAAGACCGACAAGGGAAGAAGCGAACUUUGAAGGGUUCCAUUGAACUUUCCAGAAUCAAAUGUGUGGAGAUUGUGAAGAGCGAUAUCAGCAUCCCUUGCCACUAUAAAUAUCCCUUCCAAGUGGUGCAUGAUAAUUAUCUCCUAUAUGUAUUCGCUCCAGAUCGAGAAAGUCGACAGAGAUGGGUGUUGGCCCUUAAAGAAGAAACCAAAAAUAACAACAGUUUGGUGCCAAAGUACCACCCCAAUUUCUGGAUGGAUGGGAGGUGGAGAUGCUGUGCCCAGACUGAAAAGCUUGCAUCUGGCUGUGCUGAAUAUGAUCCAACCAAGAAUGCUUCAAAGAAGCCUCUUCCUCCCACUCCCGAAGACAACCGGAGGUCAUUGAGAGAGCCUGAAGAAAUCCUAGUCAUUGCCCUAUAUGACUACAACACAAAUGAUCCCCAGGAGCUCACCCUACAAAGCAAUGAAGAAUAUUACUUGCUCGACAGUUCAGAGAUCCAUUGGUGGAGAGUCCAAGAUAAGAAUGGGCAUGAAGGAUACGUUCCAAGCAGUUACCUAGUAGAGAAAUCACCAAAUAACCUGGAAACAUAUGAGUGGUACAACAAGAGCAUCAGUCGAGACAAAGCUGAAAAGCUCCUUUUAGAUGAGGGCAAAGAGGGAGCCUUCAUGGUGAGAGACUCCAGGACACCAGGAACAUACACUCUUUCUGUUUUCACCAAAGCCAUCUUAAGUGAGAACAAUCCAUGUAUCAAGCAUUAUCACAUCAAAGAGACCAAUGACCAUCCCAAACGAUACUAUGUGGCUGAAAAAUUUGUGUUCGAUUCCAUCCCCAACCUGAUUAAAUAUCACCAGCACAAUGGAGGAGGUCUUGUUACACGUUUACGAUACCCUGUUUGUUCCUGGAGAAAAAAGGCCCCCAUCACAGCUGGAUUGAGAUAUGGCAAAUGGGUGAUCAAACCCUCAGAACUCACUUUUGUGCAGGAGAUUGGCAGUGGGCAGUUUGGCCUGGUACAUCUCGGCUACUGGCUGGGAAAGAACAAGGUUGCCAUCAAGACCAUUCAGGAAGGGGCCAUGUCAGAAGAGGAUUUCAUAGAGGAGGCUGAAGUCAUGAUGAAACUCUCUCACCCUAAACUGGUCCAGCUCUAUGGGGUCUGUUUGGAGCAGGCUCCUAUCUGCCUGGUGUUUGAGUUCAUGGAACAUGGCUGCCUAUCUGAUUACCUCCGGAACCAACGGGGUCUCUUUUCUGCUGACACCCUCCUGGGCAUGUGCCAGGAUGUGUGUGAGGGAAUGGCCUACUUGGAAGAGGCUUGUGUCAUCCACAGAGACCUGGCCGCACGGAACUGUUUGGUGGGAGAAAACCAAGUCAUCAAAGUGUCAGACUUUGGCAUGACAAGGUUUGUUCUCGACGACCAGUACACAAGCUCUACCGGCACCAAGUUCCCUGUGAAGUGGGCUUCCCCAGAGGUUUUCUCUUUCAGUCGUUAUAGUAGCAAAUCUGACGUGUGGUCAUUUGGAGUUCUAAUGUGGGAAGUCUUCAGUGAGGGAAAAAUCCCUUAUGAAAACAGUAGCAACACCAAAGUGGUGGAGGAUAUCAGCACUGGAUACCGGCUGUAUAAACCUAGACUGUCUUCCCCUCUCAUCUACCAAGUCAUGAAUGAUUGCUGGAAAGAGAAACCAGAAGACAGACCAUCUUUCUCCAGCCUGCUGUGUCAGCUGGCUGAAAUCGCUGAAUCUGCACUUUAA